AUGUCGUUAGAGGACAAGUACGAGACGCUGGAGAAGAUUGGCCAUGGCUCCUUUGGCAUCAUCCGAAAGGUCCGUCGCAAGGCCGACGGCUUCAUCAUGUGUCGCAAAGAAAUCUCGUACCUUCGCAUGUCGCAAAAGGAGCGCGAGCAGCUCCAUGCCGAGUUCCAGAUCCUGUCGCAUCUGCGCCACCCGCACAUCGUCGCCUACUACCACCGCGAGCACCUAAAAGCGAGCCAAGACCUGCAUCUAUACAUGGAAUACUGCGGCAACGGCGAUCUGGGCCGCGUCAUCAAGGACCUGCAGUUGAAGGGCCAGAGGGCCCAGGAGAGCUUCGUCUGGAGCAUAUUUAGCCAGCUGGUUCUGGCGCUGUAUCGUUGCCAUUACGGCAUCGACCCUCCCGAAGUCGGCGGCAACGUCUUGGGCAUCACAGGAGGAAACGCCCCCAAGACGCCGGCCGGAGCAGUGACGAUCCUACACCGAGACCUGAAACCCGAAAAUGUCUUUCUCGGUGAGGACAAUUCCGUCAAGCUGGGUGACUUUGGUCUUUCCAAGAUGAUCAAGUCGCAGGAUUUCGCUUCCACCUACGUCGGUACUCCGUUCUACAUGUCGCCCGAAAUCUGCGCCGCCGAAAAAUACACACUCAAGUCCGAUAUCUGGUCGCUGGGGUGCAUUAUCUACGAACUCUGCGCUCGCGAGCCGCCCUUCAACGCAAAGACACACUACCAACUCGUCCAGAAGAUCAAAGACGGCAAAAUCAACCCCCUGCCAGACAUGUACUCCCCCGAACUCAACCAGGUCAUCAAGGACUGCCUCAAGGUCAACCCCGAUAGGAGACCCGACACUGCGCAACUGCUGAACUUGCCGGUUGUGAAGCUCAUGCGCAAGGAGAAGGAGGUGGUUGACCUGAACAAGGCGCUCAAGGCACGCGAGGAGAUUCUUCGCGAAAAGGAGACGGAGCUGAAUCUGCGGCUGGUGAACCUGGACAAGGAGAAGCAUCUAAUGCGGCAGGAGAUGCGAGAGGAGAUGCGAGAGGAGAUUGAUGCGUCUAUCCGAAGAGAGUGGGAGGUCAAGGCCCGGCUAGAAAUCGACCGCCAGAUCAGCGUCGAAGUGGAGAAGCUCAAGAAGCAGUUUGACGAAGAGGUCAGGAAACACGUGGAGAGAGAGCUGGGGAGAGAGCUGGAGAGCCGCCGUAAGAGGGCCGCAUCGCCGCCGACGGAAGAGGUUCAAAACGAUUCUCCCCACGCAAAAUCAGAACACGCACACACGUCGUCUGCCGACGGAAGCGGCGACGAGUUCCCUUCGACCACCGACAUCACCGAGCUCUCCUACACGGCGGUCGAGAGUCCCGACAUCAUCAAGGAAGUCAAGCGGACGGCGCGGACGCCAUAUGGUAGGGCGCAAACCUUUGCCGGCCACAUGUCGACCCCCAUGGACAUUGAGAUGACAUCCCCUGACCCCAUGGCCCUUGCCACGCUGUCGCUGUCGCCGCGCCGCCGCGGAAAAGCGAGGCCGCCAACGCAUCAGGGUAACAUCUUUGCUGCGAAUGCGACGACAACGUCCAACCCCGAAAAUUGGGAGAGAGAUGGCGCCAGCCUGGACUCAGACGACGAAGACAUCACUCCGCCCUCGCCAACAAGACACAGGUCCUCUAGAAAUCCCUUCACCAGCAAGAACCGGCCGAUCCUCAGCUCACAGAAGACUUCGAGUGUUGCCGCCCGCAUUAGGACCAGCGCGGGCACCUCGAGCGGCUUCGUAUCCAAGGUUGCUGUGCCGCCUGCGCAGACAAGCAGCCGCACGCGCUCUCCGGUUAGCCGGUUGAAUAAGGUUCCCUCCGUCGCCAACCUGGGGCUGCAGAACACGGUCAGCGAGGCUAACACCCCCUCUCCCAUCUCCUCCUCCUCGUCGAGCCUAUCGCGCAGGAUAUCUACUAGGAAGGACGCGGCCGAUGCGCACAACAAGGUGGCUAAGAACAACCUUAAGGGCCGGACACUUGUUGAGCUGCAGCAGGCGCGCGCAGGAGGCCGGCCCAUGAGCGUCUCGAGCAUCUCGGGCGUCUCGGGCGUGCCGCUGGGCGAGAACGUGAGCCCUAAGAGGUCGCGAGGCACAGCAUAUCGGGAUCGCGUGGUCAGCUCCGGACACGAGCCGGUGGCCGUGUGGGACCCGGAGCGGGACGAGAUGCCGAGUCCGUUCCUGGACCGGCGCCGCAUUGCACGGGUUUAA
Trichoderma virens Gv29-8 is the source of this 2220-nucleotide messenger RNA. RefSeq lists its product as uncharacterized. Gene Ontology annotation, molecular function: protein kinase activity; ATP binding. The transcript has 3 exons. Gene Ontology annotation, cellular component: nucleus; cytoplasm; centrosome. Bases 1 to 2220 code for a protein of 739 amino acids. Gene Ontology annotation, biological process: chromosome segregation; protein phosphorylation. The record is from RefSeq and is a predicted model, not a curated record. NCBI's taxonomy places the organism in Eukaryota, Fungi, Ascomycota, Sordariomycetes, Hypocreales, Hypocreaceae.